AACAUGUGAGGCUAUUACAUAAAUAUAGUAGUGACAACUCAGAGAGAGAGAGAAAGAGAGAGAAAGAGAGAAGCUUCUUCAAUCAUUCAUUGAUUAUUCAUUCAUCAAUAACCAUGACACUGCAAAACAACACCCCAACAAGAACAAAGAAGCAACUCAUCAUUGAUGAUGAUGAUGCUAAUGAACAUUCUCCAUUGCUACCAACAAAGAGAGAUCAUGAUUAUGAUGAUGGUAAUGGUGAUGGUGCAUCCUUUGUUGGGUCAGUGUUCAAUUUAUCAACAACAAUCAUUGGUGCUGGAAUCAUGGCCUUACCAGCAGCAAUCAAAGUGCUUGGUCUUCUCCCUGGCAUUUCAUCAAUCAUCUUCCUUGCAUUCCUCACUGACACCUCUCUUGACAUACUCCUAAGGUUCAGCAGAGUUGCAAAAGCUUCAUCCUAUGCUCAUGUCAUGGGUUCUGCUUUUGGAAGACUUGGAACAAUGGUGCUUCAGAUAUCUGUUUUCAUCAAUAAUCUUGGGAUACUUGUUGUCUAUAUGAUUAUAAUUGGUGAUGUGCUUUCUGGAACAUCGUCCAGUGGAAUUCACCAUUUUGGUGUGCUUGAAGGAUGGUUUGGUGAAUGCUGGUGGACUGGCCGUUAUUUCAUUCUUCUUAUUACAACCCUUUUCAUAUUUGCUCCACUGGCAUUUGUUAAGAGAAUAGAUUCAUUGAGGUAUUCUUCUGCUUUAGCGGUGGCUCUGGCGAUCGUGUUUCUAGUCAUAACUGCAGGAAUCACACUGUUUAAAUUGUUUAAUGGCAGUAUUGCUAGUCCGCGGUUACUUCCAAACGUUACUGAUAGUGCAUCUCUAUGGAAUCUCUUCACAGCAGUUCCAGUUCUUGUGACAGCAUUUGUGUGCCAUUACAAUGUUCAUACAAUAGACAAAGAGCUAGGAGACUCCUCGUUGAUACAACCGGUUGUGCGCGCAUCACUCUCUCUGUGUUCCAGCAUCUAUAUUCUUACAGCCUUAUUCGGAUUCCUCCUAUUUGGUGAAUCAACUCUGGAUGAUGUGCUAGCCAACUUUGAUACUGAUCUUGGCAUCCCUUACAGUAGUCUCCUUAACGACGUUGUUCGCAUUAGCUAUGCUCUCCACCUCAUGCUUGUUUUCCCGGUGAUCUUCUUCUCGUUGCGCUUCAAUUUUGACGAUCUCAUCUUUCCUUCAGCUAGGCCACUGAAUUCAGAUCAGUGUAGAUUUGUCUCGAUCACCAGCGGACUUGUUGCUUUAGUGUACAUAGCUGCAAACUUUAUACCAAGCAUAUGGGAUGCUUUUCAAUUCACUGGAGCCACUGCCACUGUUUGCCUUGGGUUUAUUUUCCCAGCUGCGAUCGCUCUAAGGGAUUCCCAUGGCAUUGCAUCAAAGAAGGACAAGAUUUUAUCUGUUAUAAUGAUCGCUCUUGCCGUAUUCUCGAACAUCAUAGCGAUAUACAGUAACGCCAAUUCCAUGUUCAGGAAGGAAGUUGAUGAUCUUCAUUGACUUAUUAAAGUGCCUAUAAGUAACCAUUGAUAGAUAAAAGUUCCAUACUCUCAUUCCAAGCAAUUUAAGCAAAACAAACACUUUAAUGGAACCAGAGAAUGAACUUGUUUUUGGAUUGAGUUUGAGAAAGUGAAGUACAAGACUCACUGCAAAGAGUUUUGGAAGAGGAACUGAAAGUAAAAGUGAAAAACUAUGUGAACAUUUAAAUAUAUUUUACAUGUAAUGUUCAUAAUUUUCAGAGAA
Arachis stenosperma is the source of this 1748-nucleotide messenger RNA. Its product is annotated as amino acid transporter AVT6B-like. The transcript is spliced from 5 exons. Gene Ontology annotation, biological process: amino acid transmembrane transport. NCBI's taxonomy places the organism in Eukaryota, Viridiplantae, Streptophyta, Magnoliopsida, Fabales, Fabaceae. Bases 114 to 1505 code for a protein of 463 amino acids. Gene Ontology annotation, molecular function: amino acid transmembrane transporter activity. The record is from RefSeq and is a predicted model, not a curated record.